AUGCCUAAAGGCUUAUUCAAUAAAAAAACACCACUGAUAUGGCGACGCGAAUCGACUGAAACACCACCAGCUUCUGAAAAAGCACUCGAACAACAGAUGGGGCAAUUGGCCUCAACUCAGCUCCCAGCAUCUCAAGCACUGGGCUUUGCCAGCAAAAGCCAACAAGACACGCAAAUUAACUGCCAAAUCCGUGCUGAUGCCUCCAAUCGCUUAAUUGUCAAUGAACAAACCAAAGACUGUUUUGAAUACUUCAUCACUCAAUAUGGUGAAAAAAGCAUUGAGCAAAUCAAAGCAGAUUUUCUCAGCUAUACCAAAAUCAGCUAUAAAGAGCCUGUGCUAUCACAGUUAAAUGAUCUCUGGGCACGCUAUAUCGAUUACAGAAGCAAAUUAGGUGAUUUACAAGCACCUACCGCAGAUAAAGAAAGCGCAAAGUAUUAUCAGCAGAUUUUAGUCAAUACUCAAAAUUUAAGAAAAAAAUUCUUCUCGGAUUAUGAAAUUCAAGGCUUAUUUGGCACACAAGAUACCUAUGACCGAUAUACGGUAGACCGCUUAGAAAUUAUGGAUAAUCAAAAAUUAUCUGCGGCUGAAAAAGCACAAAAACUCAAAGAGCUUUUCGAGCAACUCCCCGAAGACUGGAAAGAGAAUUUACAACAACUUAAUCAACUUGAAGACUUAAGAAAGCUGACAGCAGAGAUCAAGGCGCGUGGUGGUUCUGCACAAGAGAUCCGUCAAAUGCGCACCAAUUUAGUGGGACCAGAAGCGACACAACGCUUAGAAACGCUUGAUGUACAAAGAAAUGAUUGGAAAGGCAAAGUUAAUCAAUACCUUGCUGAACGUGACACUAUCCUCAAAAGUAAUCUGAGUGAUUCAGCCAAACAGCGUGCUGUAGAACAAUUGAAAUCACAACAAUUUGCAAAUCAACAAGAGCAACUCAGAUUACAAACUUUUGAAACUGUGCAUGAUCAAGGAGGAAAAUUACCCUUUGCAAAUUAG
Oppiella nova is the source of this 993-nucleotide messenger RNA. The record is from the annotation of a GenBank genome assembly. Lineage: Eukaryota; Metazoa; Arthropoda; Arachnida; Sarcoptiformes; Oppiidae.